CGGCCUUUUCUUCGCCCACUUUGGUGUGCUUCCUUGUCUUCGCUCGAUUUGGCAUGUUCGCCAGUCUUGGCUCAAUUGCGAAAUCAAGUCGUCCCCGAGCGCGGGCUUAGAGAUCUGACCGCGGCCCGCGAUCGCGACGUUGACGACGCCGGACGACCGUGACGUUUACGACGAGCGGCUACCGUGACGUUGACGACGAGCGGCUACCGUGACGUUGACGACGACGACCGACGACCCCCAUGAGGCAGUCCUUGUCGGCUAAAUCUCAUCUCAUCACUCUCGCCGAGAUCUGCGCCUACGCCACACUUCCUGACUCGCCGGCGCUUGCAAAUGAGUCAUCACGCGCAGAGCAAGGAGUCAACAAAAGUAUGGGCGCCGACUCUGUGCUCGGCGCCUAUACACCAGCACUGAGCCGACAGUCAGCAAGGGAUAGGCAGGCUUGCGGGCGCCACACUUCUGAGACGACGCCGAUUGCCAACACUCAUCAAGCAGUACGCCACACUUCGAAAGGUACGACAUGGAGAAUGCACCGCACGCCUAGCCAUUGAUCCCGAUAUGGGCAAGGCCUGCUUUGUCGCAUCAUUCUGUGUGUCUUUGAGAAACAGAACAGUAGGUACUGGUUUGCUUGCGCGGGCGACACAUAUCCUCGAACGCGAAAUACGGGCAAAUCGGCGACAUCCGUGCAAAUCGACGAAAUCCGUGCAAAUCCGAGGCGCUGGAAUACACCUUCGGAAGCCGCGUCAGGCGCUUUCUCGAUGCGGACAGCAUGAAGACGGCUUCGGUUAACCUCUCCUUCCCGAUUUCAUAUCAGUACGCGCCCGGACGGGCAGUGCGAGAAGAAGCUCGUCUCAAAGAGCAAUACAUGCCCGGCCGAGUGGUGAUCAGAUAGGCGCCCGGGCGUGCGGCGGAGGUGCUGCAGAUUGACGCGCGGACACGCAGGAGAUCAGCGCGGACACGAGAAGCAGAUCGGUGCGCGGAUUCGCCCUUGCUUUGUGCUAUUGUACCGGUUGGACCGGGAUAUAUAGCUGGGCGCUUGUCUGCAGGGAGCUGGUGCUUUAGCUGGGUACUUCCGCCCUUGACUGCGUACUUCUCGCCCUCUGCGAACACCUCCUCUGCCCUCUGAGCGUACUUCUCGCGCGCAAAACCUUCAGUCCUCACACAUUAGCGUCUUUGUAUCCGCGCGCCCGGCCUGCGCGACCCUGGCCCCCUGCCUCAACCGUACGUCGCCCCCCUUCCGCAGACGACGUACCCGUAGAGAAGGAGGAGGUCGUAACCCAGGUUCUUCGCCGUCAUGAGCACCUCGCGUCGCGCUCGAUCCUUGCGCCGCGCCCGAGCCAGCGAGAGUCUCCGCGCAUCCGCCUUGCUGGCACCCACACUCACCACGCACGUGCCCACGCCAUCCGGGUACGCGUCUACAUCUCUCGUGAACGCGUCCACAUCCAUCGAGAAUGCGUCCGCACCUCUACGGAUCGCGUCCGACCACCCACCGACGUUGCCAGUUCCAACUAGCUCGCUCGGAUCCGAUGCUUUUGCGCCUCGAAGGCGCAGUCGUCAUGCUACUUCUCAAAGGCGUAGUCGUCAUGUUCCUCAAGCGGGCGGCACUUCGGCCCCUGAAGUCGGCGGCCCUUCAGCCUCGCAAGCAAGCGGUCACAAUCGUCCCCUGUCCCAAUCAUCCGGCACGUCGUCCGAACGAUCCUUGUCCGCCGACGGUCUCUCUUCUCACAUGAACGGUCUUUGUAUCUACGCCGACUCUGAUCACGUCGCGGAUGGCUCGACUCACGCCGACUAUGUCUCUACUCGCGCCAACCACGGCUCUUCUCUGGAACACGAUCCCUCCUUUUCCGUAGACCCCCUGGAGGACACGUCCACCUACCAUCUCCCGAGGCGCCGAGUUGGACUGGAACGCCAUUUUCGAGCCCUCGGUUUUCGCGUCGUGAAGGACGCAUUACUAGCGCUCCUCCGGCAUACCAUGACGCUGGUCAAAAAGCGCUCGCUGAUCGAUGUCAAUUCGUUGGUGAAUCUCGAUCCGAACGUGGUGCAGGGGGCUGAUGUCGGAGGCGAGUCUGGGUUAGGAGGAGACGAGCAUUCCGCACUUGUCGCCAGCACGCCGAGCCUGUCCUCCGAGCUCCGCGACUGGGUUGCGUGGUAUAGGGCGGGUCUUGUUGGGAGUAGCAGCGAUCUGAUUGAGAGUGGUGGUGGUCUCGACGAGCUGACUGGCGUGCUCAACGAUUGUACUGGCGGCCUCGACGAUGAUGUUCUUGGUGCUCCCGGCGAUCGCUCCGACGGUUCCGACGACCGUGCUGACCCCCUUGACGACCGCACUGGCCCCCUUGACGAGCACACUGCCGCUGUCGACGAGUUCGAUGACGCCCUUGGCGAUGAGGAUAGCGCCCUCGACGAGUACACUGACGCUCUCGAGGAUCACACCGGCGACCUCGUCAACGACGCCAUCGCCAAAAUCCUGCGGUUCAAUGACGAGGCUAUCAGGAAAGCGAGCAUCGGUCUGGGUUUUCGGACGUCGAGCGGGGCUGGCGAAUGCCCGUGGAGCGGAGCUGGCGAGAACCCGAAGAGCAGUGCAGGUGAACGCCCGUUAAGUUGGGUUGGCGAGACUUCAUCCGGCCAGAAGGGUGAAGUCUCGUCGAGCGGGAUCGACGAGAAUACGUCCAGCAGCGUUGCAAGCGGCCCUGCGAAAGCGACCGGAUCUCUCCCCGAUCCAUCGUGGGGUGUAUGGAGGCGCGAGGCUUGGUAUGUUGCGAAGGAUCAGGGGCCAUCGAAUGGGCGGCGGGAGACAUCGACGGGGGCUGAGGAUCCGUCGUCGUCAACGAAGCGCAAGCUUGGCCCGUCGACGCCGGAGUACGAACCUGGCGCGUCGACGUCGACGCGCGAGCUUGGUAACUCUAUGCCAAAGAAUGAGAUCCGCCCUACCCCUUCGCCAGCCGGAACGCCCGCGAGCCACGCCCCGCUGAGUCCCGUGUUCGACUCGCCGGAGACCUUCUCGACGCGGCGGACGACGCCGUCUUCGACGAAGGUCGCUCUGCCUCAUGCGUCGCCCACUGCUCGCCGACCCUCGCCCUCUGUUCGCCGACCCUCGCCCCGUCGACCCUCGUCACUUGAACCGCCUCCCUUCUCAAGGCGACCACAGUGCUCUUCGCCGCUCGGCAACGCGACGUCUGACCAGGGCAACGCGACGUCUCAUCAGGGCCACGACGGACAGCGUUCAAUUGCGGAGGCAUCGAUAUGCCGCCGCUGGUCGUCGCCUCCGUAUUUUGGAUCGUCGCCUCCAUAUUCUGGACCUUCGCCUCUACAUUCAGGACCUGCGCUUCUGCAUUCAGGAUCUCCACCCCUGCAUUCAGGACCUUCGCCUCCGCAUCCAGCAUCUCCGCCUCCGCAUUCAAGACCUCCGCCUCUUCAUUCAGGACCUCCGCCGUCGAUAUCCGUCCGCCACUCGUCGCUCAGCCGCGCGAACAUUCGCAACGUACUCGACGCCCUGCCCGCACUCUCUCGCGGUCGAUCUGCGCCUCCGCGUGCGACCAUCUCGAAUGCGACCAACCCGAAUGCGCCUAGCUCGACUAGAGCCACGUCGUCCGGGACUGAGGCCUCUAUUUAUCCAUCAGCGCACGCGACGACUUCCUCGCCCUCUGAGGCACAUCCUGUGCCUAGCAGCUCGCGUCUGACGUCCACUCCAAAGCCCGCAGAUGCGGUUGCCCUGAAGCCCGCAGAUGCAGAAAAACCGCAAGCGCGCGACUUCGAGAUACUCCUGUCGCCCCCGAGCUCGCUGCGCGCUCUCCCGUCUCUCACCCUCGGUGAUGUGCCUCUACCCGCGAGACCACCGACCUUCAAGCUAUCCCAGGUCCCCGUCGGGCUGCAGACAGCCCUCCGUGACGCGGAGCACCUGGUACGGGCGGCGAAAGAGCACCUGGCGCGGGCGGCGAAAGAGGGCAUCUCGGAACCCGCCCCGCCAGACGAUGCCGCGCUGGACGACGAUGCGUUACGGCGGGAUGCGCUUGACGACAUCGCGCGCGCUAUCCAUGACACGCGUCGCAUGCUGCAUAAGUACAAAACCACAGAGAUCAAGCUCGACAAGGACCCGAAGCGCACCGAUGCGCGGUGCUAUACGGAAGGGCUGAGGGGAAUGAUGGGGACAUGCGCCGCGUUCGUGCAUGGGAUGGCCCGCGACCCGCGCGCUUGCGACUGCGCGUGGCUCUGCGAUGUGCGGGAUUGUGUCGUGGCGCACGAGGCGCGCAUUCGGUUAGAUACUCGUUGAGGCAUUGCCCCCCUUUCAGCUCGAUGCUCAAUGAUCAUAUGUUCAGAGCGCUAUUCACGCCCUUGCGAACCACGACAUCCAGGCGCGGCUGGCGGAGUUGGAUGAUCUGGCGCUGUCGAUGAGUUAGGGGCGCUGACUGUACGAUAGGGUGGAAGACGGUGAAUUACGCAGGAGUAUGUAUCGGCUGGCAGAAAGGGAUGGGACGACUGGCAGGCCUGGCUGGCUUGAGCUUUGGAAGAGUUUGGAGAAGUUGUGGAAAAUAGACAAGAAUGAAUGGACAGGGCCAGCAUGAGGAAUAUUACGCUUGAUAAUCCGUUACUCGUCAAGAAGCA
This is a messenger RNA of Schizophyllum commune H4-8, 4596 nucleotides long. RefSeq lists its product as uncharacterized. The record is from RefSeq and is a predicted model, not a curated record. The coding region runs from base 1292 to 4264 and encodes 990 amino acids. The transcript is spliced from 5 exons. Lineage: Eukaryota; Fungi; Basidiomycota; Agaricomycetes; Agaricales; Schizophyllaceae.